This is a messenger RNA of Penicillium coprophilum, 981 nucleotides long. RefSeq lists its product as uncharacterized. The record is from RefSeq and is a predicted model, not a curated record. The transcript has 3 exons. Bases 1 to 981 code for a protein of 326 amino acids. Lineage: Eukaryota; Fungi; Ascomycota; Eurotiomycetes; Eurotiales; Aspergillaceae.
AUGACUGACUUACCCACAAUCCGCAUUGGCUAUGUGCCUGAGCACUAUUUAACCCCCCUCCAUCUCGCCCUUCGUUCCCCGGCCAUUUCCUCCCUCCCAUUCAAACUCGCCCUAACUCCCUUCCCGUCCGGAACGGGCCAUAUGAUCACAUCGCUCCGUGGCAAUGAAAUCGACCUCGCAAUUGGUCUGACAGAGGGUUGGGUCGCAGGUCUAGCCGGGAAGCAACAAGCAAGCCAGCCCUCCACAGAUGGAGGAUACAAAAUCAUCGGCCACUGGGUAGACAACCCUCUGCGCUGGGCUAUAGUCACAGGCCGCAACCGCGACGAGAUCAAUGGACUAUCGGAUCUGAAGGAUAAAAGGGUCGGCGUUAGUCGACUGGGAAGCGGCUCUCAUAUUAUGUCCUUCGUUCUGGCCCAGCAACAAGGCUGGAAAGCCGAUUCUUUGACUACAGUUCCUCUGGGACCCUUCGGACCUUUGCGGGAUGGUGUAUCCGGUCUCGAUGCGUCGAAGCCUGACCAGGCUGCGAAUCCAUCGGCUGAGUUCUUCAUGUGGGAGGAAUUCACCACGAAGCCUUACUUCCAUGCUACAUCUGAGAAACCGAAUCCGCCGCUCAAGAAGAUUGGGGAGAUUUUCACGCCCUGGCCUUCGUGGAUGAUUGUUGCUUCUACGAAGAUGUUCCCUAACCCCGAGCAGGACCAGCGAUUGGACAGUCUUUUCCGGGCUUUCGAUCAGGGUAUCAAGGAUUUCGAAGCUGAUACUGCGCAGGUUGUGAAGCUUUUGGGUACUGGUGAGCUUGGAUGCAAUUAUAUCGAGGAGGAUGCAAAGGAGUGGCUUAAGGAUGUCAAGUUCACUAAUGCUACCCGUGGAGUUGACGAUAAGAUCAUUGGAGGCGUUGUCGAUGUGCUUAAGGUCGCUGGUGUUAUUGACUUGGCCAUGGGCAAUGAUGAGGCUAUCCAGCGUGUCAUUGGGAUCAAGAGGUAG